AUGGUUAAAGGAAAUGAUGUGUUCCAUAUAACAAGCGUAGCUACUAACGAAAUUCUACAAGCACCUGUGGCACCUGGAGAACCAUUAACAUUAGGAGGAACUGCGGGUAUAUGGACAAUUGACCCUCCACCUGACCCUUAUAGGGUUGUUAUUUCUACAAUUCAUGAUGAACAAGCAAAUCUUUACGCGGGUGUGGAUCAAGCAGUUCCAGGCGAGAAAAUAAUUGCUGUUGCUGAUCCUUAUCAAUUCAAUAUAGCUCCAACACCAGCAGGGUCUUAUGUUAUCUUCCCAAUAGGCCCAGACUUAUUUUGGGCUUCUAACUCCACUAUUAACCCUGAUAUCGAGCUCAUCUCUGGAUAUGAAAUCAGAGGUAAUGAAGCAUUCUUUAAUAUAACACUUGUUUACUAUUAA
Messenger RNA from Halteromyces radiatus, 411 nucleotides. RefSeq lists its product as uncharacterized. The record is from RefSeq and is a predicted model, not a curated record. The transcript has 2 exons. NCBI's taxonomy places the organism in Eukaryota, Fungi, Mucoromycota, Mucoromycetes, Mucorales, Cunninghamellaceae. Bases 1 to 411 code for a protein of 136 amino acids.